Molecule: messenger RNA, 576 nt
Organism: Nezara viridula (southern green stink bug)
Lineage: Eukaryota; Metazoa; Arthropoda; Insecta; Hemiptera; Pentatomidae
Source: the annotation of a GenBank genome assembly
AUGUUUGUAAAAAAGAUGUCUCUGUUGUGGCCGUUGGUAAGUGAAAUGAUGGAGGACAGGUCUAACCGUUCCCUCUAUGACCAGCAUUUUGGCCUUGGACUUCUUAACGAUGAGGCGCUUCGUCCAUUGAACCAGCUCUUGGUAUCUCCGAUGCGUUGUGGUUAUUUGCGACCAUGGAGAAGCAUGGCUUUAGGUGAUUCUGGAAUUUCUACUAUCUCAUCCGAUAAGUCAGAGUUCAAAAUCAACUUGGAUGUUCAGCAGUUCAAGCCAGAUGAACUUAAAGUGAAAGUAGUUGAUGACUAUCUAGUAAUUGAAGGAAAACAUGAAGAGAGAUCCGAUGAACACGGUUUCAUCACUCGUCAGUUUACCCGCCGUUACAAGAUUCCUCAGGAUGUAGAUCAAAGUGCAAUUGAAUCCAACUUGUCAACUGAUGGUGUGCUUACCCUCAAAGCCAAGAAGAAGCCAACACCAGAAAUAGAAGGCAGAACUAUCCCAAUUGUUCAAACAAAGACGCCAGCGGUGACUAAUGAAAAGGAUAAGAAGUCUGAAAAAACAGAAGAAAAAAUGGAACAAUAA